Oenanthe melanoleuca is the source of this 6618-nucleotide messenger RNA. RefSeq names its product formin binding protein 1 (gene FNBP1). Bases 1579 to 3564 code for a protein of 661 amino acids. Gene Ontology annotation, biological process: endocytosis; signal transduction. The record is from RefSeq and is a predicted model, not a curated record. Gene Ontology annotation, molecular function: protein binding. The transcript has 17 exons. Lineage: Eukaryota; Metazoa; Chordata; Aves; Passeriformes; Muscicapidae.
GGGCUCUGGUCAGGAAGGUUCUUUGCUGCAGUUUUAAGAGCAGUACUUUGGGGCAAGGCCAGGAGGUUUCUUGCAGGAUCACCUGCUCCUGGAGCUCCUCUGCUUCUGUGGCCUGUGACUCAGAGCCUUCUGGCUGCUGCAAAAGGAGCAGUUUCACUCCACAGCUGAAGCUGUCAGCAGAGAGGACGAGAAGUUGACCACUGAGAGCAUGUGUGUGUGUGUGAAUGCCUUGGCAUGGGUUGUACUCACAGCAGGAAGCCUCUCCCCAUGAAGCACGUGCUGGGCUUUGCCAGGCUUCCAUCAUAGGUGCAAAGUGGGUCAGCACGGUGGGAGCGUGGCUGUGCUCCCAGUGACCUCUCCAGCAGGCACAGGUGGCCUCUUGCUGACCUGUUGCUCUGUGCUGCUGCCCAGGGAGCCACUCUCCCUCCCAGCCCAGCUUUGGAGCCUGUGUUGGCUUUGCUGCUGUUCUCUGUAAAUGCUGUGCUUUAGUCUGGUGUUGGGCACUUUCUCUGCAAGGAGGUUUAACCUUCACCAGAACAAAGCUCACCCCUUUCAUUAGUGGGGGAUGUUCCUGUGCAGCUCUGCUGUAGGUGGAUCUUUCAGUGAGAUGUUGCAAUCAAAUUGGUUCCCUGUCAGCCCAGAUGAUCUGGUUGUACUCCCAGGGCUGGCCAUGCCUCAGAGCAGCUGGAAUAUUCAUGUUCUCUCCAGGUGCUGGCCUUUGUGCCAGCUGCUCAUGGCUUUUCUCAGAAGUGAUUCUUGUUUGAAUUAAGUCAGGUUUGUAUCCAGGUAGGGUUAAGGAUUGGCCAAAACCUGCCUGUGGGACAGCACCUCAGAUUAAUUAGCAGGAGGGUCACUCUUGAGCUUGUGGAAGGUGGUUUUUGGGGUGGGGAUGAGUGUGGUUGGUCUCAGAAGCAAUUACAAGGCUGUGCAAAAGACCUUGCUAUUAUACCAGGGCAAUGUUAUUUUCUAUCCAAAUUAAAACUGGCAUAAAUAUUAGGUCUUAUUUUGCUUUCCAGCUUCAGCAAAAUGCUGAAGAGGGUAAGCAUUUCAAGGCUGAAAUAUGGCCCAGAAACUGCUUUGUUCAUUAUGUCUAUUGAAAUAGGCAGGACAAUUAGAGGUGAGUUUAUCUAGCAGCAUAGAAGGUAUUUCAACCUAAAACACGGUUUGUUUCCACUCUUGCUUUCUGUCAAUUCCCCUUCACAAAGGUUUGAAAUACAUUCAGUUUCCUAUAAAUACAGCAAAGGAUCUCAUGUUUCUUUUUGUGAUCUCCUAGCUAGGUCAAGUUCCCAGGUGAAUGGAAGAGAUAGAAUAGUUAACCUUGAGGGCUUUAUGGAAAAAUGUGUUUAGGAGAAGGCAAUGAAAGGAAGAUGGAGAUGGCAAGUGGGAUGGCUUUUUUCCUCUGGGCUAUUUAUUAUUCAGCUGAAGCUGAAAUCAUGCACAUUUAGGCAUCCUGGUGAAAGGUCGGGAGGAAUUUAUUUAAUACUUGAAGAGUAAAAUGAAAUUAAGCAUGUGUGGCAGAAGAGGUGAUCUGCAUGACAAACACAUGUGAUCAGAAGUAGCUUUGUUAACAAGAACCGGAUGUGUGGGGGAAUGGAAGGUUCACUCAGAAAACAAGCAGUGAAGCCACAGCAUCAUCUGAGUGUGAGGCAGGCAGAGAUGGUGUCCCUGCCCCAUCCCUCUGUGCUCCAUGCUGCUGUGAGUGCUCCUUGUCUCUGCUGCAGGAAGGGAAAGGACCAGUUUGACAACUUAGAAAAACACACGCAGUGGGGUAUUGAUGUUCUGGAAAAGUACAUCAAGUUUGUAAAAGAGAGGACAGAGAUUGAACUCAGCUAUGCAAAGCAGCUUAGGAAUCUUUCAAAGAAAUACCAACCCAAGAAGAACUCCAAAGAGGAGGAGGAAUACAGGUACACAUCAACUAGAGCCUUCCUAGCCACUUUAAAUGAGAUGAAUGACUAUGCUGGACAGCACGAGGUGAUUUCAGAGAACAUGACCUCUCUGAUCACUGCAGAGUUAACACGCUACGUGCAGGAGCUGAAGCAGGAGAGGAAAUCGCACUUCCAUGAUGGCAGAAAGGCACAACAACACAUUGAAACUUGCUGGAAACAGCUUGAAGCAAGUAAAAGGCGGUUUGAACGUGACUGCAAAGAAGCUGAUCGAGCUCAGCAGUAUUUUGAGAAAAUGGAUGCUGACAUCAAUGUGACAAAAGCAGAUGUUGAAAAGGCAAGACAGCAAGCCCAGCUGAGACAUCAGAUGGCAGAAGACAGCAAAGCUGAAUAUUCUUCCACCCUACAGAAGUUCAACAGUGAGCAGCAUGAACAUUACUACACACACAUACCAAACAUCUUCCAGAAAAUACAGGAGAUGGAGGAAAGGAGAAUCGUGAGGAUAGGUGAAUCCAUGAAAACCUUUGCAGAAGUCGACCGCCAGGUGAUCCCCAUCAUUGGGAAGUGUCUGGAUGAGAUAACAAAGGCUGCAGAGUCAGUGGAUCACAAGAAUGAUUCCCAGAUGGUAAUAGAAGCCUUUAAAUCAGGGUUUGAGCCUCCAGGAGAUGUGGAAUUUGAGGAUUUCACACAGCCCAUGAAGAGGACAGUGUCUGAAUCCAGCCUUUCCAACUCCAGAGGGGAUGGGAAGUCAGAGCCCAAGUUUGGUAGCAAAUCCAAGGGCAAGUUGUGGCCAUUCAUCAAGAAAAAUAAGCUUAUGUCCCUUUUAACAUCCCCCCAUCAGCCCCCUCCUCCUCCCCCUGCCUCUGCCUCACCCUCUGCUGUUCCCAACGGCCCCCAGUCUCCCAAGCAGCAAAAGGAACCCCUCUCCCAUCGCUUCAACGAGUUCAUGACCUCCAAACCCAAAAUCCACUGCUUCAGGAGCCUAAAGCGUGGGCUUUCUCUCAAGCUGGGAGCAGGCCCAGAAGACUUCAGCAAUCUCCCACCUGAGCAAAGAAGAAAGAAACUUCAGCAAAAGGUCGAUGAACUAAACAGGGACAUUCAGAAAGAGAUGGAUUCAAGAGAUGCCUUAACAAAGAUGAAAGAUGUGUACAUCAAGAACCCCCAGAUGGGAGAUGCAGCGAGCGUGGACCAGAGACUGGCAGAGCUUGGGCAGAACAUUGAGAAGCUGCGGUUAGAAGUUCAGAAAUUCGAGGGCUGGCUGGCAGAGGUGGAGGGGCGGCUGCCGGCGCGGACGGAGCAGCCGCGGCGCCAGAGCGGAGUGUACGAGGCACAGAACCCGUCAGGAGUGAACAGCUGUGCCCAGGACAGGGAGAGCAGCCCCGAUGGCAGUUACACAGAAGAGCAAAGCCAGGAGACUGAGAUGAAAAUACCUGCAACAGACUUUGAUGAUGAGUUUGAUGAUGAAGAACCACUACCCACCAUAGGAACAUGUAAAGCUCUCUAUACAUUUGAAGGCCAGAAUGAAGGAACAAUCUCUGUAGCAGAAGGAGAGCUGCUGUAUGUGAUAGAAGAGGACAAGGGUGACGGGUGGACGCGAAUCCGAAGGAACGAAGAUGAGGAGGGCUAUGUCCCCACGUCCUAUGUUGAAGUCUAUUUGGACAAAAAUGCCAAAGAUUCCUAAAGGUGUUUGUGCUGGUGCAAGAACCUCGGGGCGAGCUUGUCACAGAAGGAGAAACACAAUGGUCUGUUUACCCUGCAGGCAGUUAAAACACACCCAUGGAAAGCCAGACUCCCAGUCUUGUCUGGAGUUCCCACUUGAAAAAUUCAGACCUAAAUUCCAUCCCAGUACCAUUCAGAUGCUUGCUCUUUUCCAUGGCAUGCUACUUGUGGCUCAGAUUUCCUUAUCAGCCUCUCCCACUCUUCUGCCAGCCUGGCACAGCCCCUCUGUCAAACAUCACACACACUUCUCCCAACCCAAUCCCUCCCAGCUUCUGUCAGGGAACUGCUGGCUGCCCUUGGAUCAGGGGUAGCCAGAGAGUCCCAAGCAUGUUCUGGUCUGUCUUCUGUCCCCUUGUCCCUCAGUCCAUCUGGGUGCACACUCUGGUCCAUCAGCAUUUCACACAGUGCCUUUAGUGCUAAACCUGCAGCUCCUCUCAGCAGGGAGCGUGGAAAGGAGGAGAAAACCUCCCCUGGGAACAGUGUCACAGCAGCUGGACUGGGCUCUGUCAAUAUUAAACCUGAUCCACAUCCACCAUUCAACAUUCUGCCUUCCCCAAAAGGUCACUAAUACUUGUCAGCCUUUAUUUCUCUCUCUUCAAAUCCAGGCUGAUGCUCAUUCCAAGUAUUAAACCCCUCUGACCCUGCUGUUUCCUGAAACCCUUCAAGCUCACGUAUGUACUUGUUUUCCUGCUUGUUCUCUCUGCCCCCUCCUGUGUCCCUGCUGUUCUCACACACACACAGACACACACAGACACAGACAGUGGCAUUUUGGUUGGCAGCCCUUGCUGCUGCUCCCAGGCCUGUUUGGCUCUGGUUUCAGCCUGCAUGCUCGCCCUGUUGCCUUGCCUGCGCCCACCUUCCUCAGGGUCACCUGAUUUUGUGGCUCAUGGUUUAAUCUCUCUGCAGUUUUCUUUUGGUUGGUUUGUUUUUCAGCAUUUCAGACCUGCCUUCUCUUUUUGCAUGACCUCCUGUGCGUUCUCAUCAGUUCAUGUUGGAAUAAUGGAGUUUUUUUAGAUGAAUAAAAGAGGAAAGGAAAAAAAAAGAAACAGCACUGUUUCCUUCUCCCAUCUUGUCAUGGACUGGACCUGGACCCAGCAGCCAGACAGGAAUUGUGACCACCCUGUUCUCACAUGGUUGGUUUGAAGCAGAAGUAGGAUAAGUGAUUCUGCACUUUAUCAUGUCAUACAGUGGUAAGAGAGCUACAAUAUCUCCAAAAAUCACAUGAUCUGGACUUCAACUGCCUAAUAAAGGGUCAAUUUCCUCUCUAAACUUCUAUAAACUUGUAUAUUCUAACUUGGUUUCCCCUGCAUUGUUACCAUUGUUUGGGUUUUACAGUCAUGGUCAUUUUGAGCCCUGCAAGGGUCAGUUUCCACUUGAGGGCCAAAUCUAUUCAUGGAUCCACACCUCUUUUGUGGGAAUCUACUGGCUCUAAUCCAACUCCAGCAUGUUCUGUACAAUCCCCACAAGUUGAGAAAUUUUACAUGGAAGCCACUAUGGGCAGUGACCCCAAACUGAAACCUCAGGGUUUGUUUGCAGGCAGGUGAGUGUUGUUUUGCUGCCUGCUGGGCUGUCCUGCAGGGUCAGCACAUCAAAACACAUCCCAGAAUCUCAGACUCUCCAUGUUGGGGAUGAAGUGAUUUUUGUGCUGGGUUAUGUGUGGUGUUCAUAAUUCUGUCCCCUUCUCUCCAUUUAAGAUACCAACUUUUGUUUUUACAAAGUUCCUUGGUGCUACAGUUCAUCCUGUAGCUGUUGUGUGAUUGGUGCUUAAGAGUUGCCAGCAUGAAUCAGCAGAAGGUUUGUGAUUUAAACCCAACCCAGAUGUGCUGAGCACAGGCAGCUCCAAUGCUGGGGCUGUGCUGUGCAGCACUGGAGGGUCAGAAUCCCUAAAUCACUGCCUUACCACUGCUGCUGCUGUGCUCACUGAGCUGUUCAGAUCAAGGCAGAAUGGGAUCCCCAUGGUUGGCACCUGUGGCUUUGUGGUCUCCACCUGCCAGGGGAUCUAAAGGGUUGAACAAUUAACAGGUGUGCAAAAAUAUCCUUACAAUAUUUUUAGCUGCAGUAUUUUUAUUCUCAUGUCCAAUGCACUGUUGAAUCAGCAGCUAAGAAUUCAUUUUCACCUCUUGUUGUGCCAUCUAUGUAAAAAUUAGAUCAAAGUUUGCUUUUCUAUAUUUAAUCUGGGUGGACAGUAUAUUAUUGUCAGCCUCUGUGGAAUAUUGGAACAAUUGCAAUGUCUGUGUUUCUAAAUUGUGCUGUAGAAGGAGCAUUAGCUUUAGCUGACUGAUUGAUCCCUGAUUUAAUAAGUUUUAUUAAAAGACCAUGUAUGGAGUUUUUAUAAACUUGGCAAGUAGUUCCCAAAAAGCCUGGAUCAUAAAACUUAUUCAAGAAAUAGUGACAGUCAUAUCUCAUAGUCUGCACACGUUUAUUCUGCUGCCAUUAUUCAGGGUAAUGAAUAAUUUUUGUAGAAUUUACCUUUAGCAAAUGCUGAAGAACUAAAUAUGUGACUGGUUUAUAAAAACUCUGCUUGGAUUUACUAAUCUUGCCCAGCAGCGUGGACUGUACUUCCCAUGAAAUUUCAUCAUCCCCAGCAAAAGUCUCUAAUGCCCUUUCUUAACACCUGUAAAUAGAGAAAAAACAUAUUUACUGAUACUCAAAGUUGUGUUUAAUGCUGAGUAUUUUUCAGAAGUUCAUUUAGUUUGAUGCAUAUUGCUCUUUGGUUUUUUUUUGUUUUCCUGCCUGAAAUGUCAGAAGACCUAAAAGAAGCCAAAUUCUAUUUUAACAUGAUGAUGUCGAGCACUUUUUUAUUUGUAUAUGUGUGUGUAUGUGUGUUUGAGCACUGAUCUCGGUGGCAUCUCAGUGUUGUGAUUUCAUUGCCAAUGUAAAAGGUUCUGGUGUUGCCCAUUCAUUUCUGGAGACAGAAUUCAACCAAAUAAAGUGCUUCCAUUGGAAAGCGAAUAUUGACCUUGUAGCAAUGAAACCAAGUCAUCUGCAUAUUUAAAUAAACAUUUAAUUCCAGAAA